AUGAGGAGGGAUAAUCAGAGCAGUGUGUCGGAGUUCCUCCUCCUGGGGCUCCCCAUCAGGCCAGAGCAGCAAGGCAUGUACUACGCCCUGUUCCUGGGCAUGUACCUGACCACGGUGCUGGGGAACCUGCUCAUCAUCCUGCUCAUGAGGCUGGACUCUCGCCUGCACACCCCCAUGUACUUCUUCCUCAGCCACUUGGCCCUCACUGACAUCUUUUUCUCCUCAGUCACAGCCCCAAAGAUGCUCAUGAACAUGCUGAUGCACACUCAGUCCAUCUCCUAUGCUGGGUGCAUUUCCCAGGAAUUUUUUUUUGUAUUUUUUGCAAAUCUUGACAGCUUCCUUCUGACCUCAAUGGCCUAUGACAGGUAUGUGGCCAUCUGUCACCCACUGCAUUAUCCCAGAAUCAUGAGUCAGAACCUCUGUUUCCUGCUAGUGGUUGUGUCCUGGGUCUUAUCCUCUGCCAAUGCCCUUUUGCACACCCUCCUCCUAGCCCGUCUCUCUUUCCUUAGAGGCAUCACUCUGCCCCACUUCUUCUGUGAUCUCUCUGCCUUACUCAAGCUGUCCAGCUCUGACACCACCAUCAAUCAGCUGGCUAUUCUCACGGCAGGAUCAGCAGUUGUUACCCUGCCAUUCAUGUGCAUUCUGGUCUCAUAUGGCCACAUUGGGGUCACCAUCCUGAGAAGACCCUCCCUCAAGGGCAUCUGCAAAGCCUUAUCCACAUGUGGCUCCCACCUCUCUGUGGUCUCUGUGUACUAUGGAGCAGUUAUUGCACUCUAUAUUGUCCCCUCAUCUAAUAGCACUAAUGACAAGGAUAUUGCUGUGUCUGUGUUGUACACUCUGGUUAUCCCCAUGGUGAACCCCUUUAUCUACAGUCUGAGGAAUCGGGACAUAAAAGGAGCUCUCAGAAACAUCCUCAGUGGAGGAACCAUUUCAACAUGA
Marmota monax (woodchuck) is the source of this 939-nucleotide messenger RNA. RefSeq names its product olfactory receptor 1J21-like. The transcript has a single exon. NCBI's taxonomy places the organism in Eukaryota, Metazoa, Chordata, Mammalia, Rodentia, Sciuridae. The record is from RefSeq and is a predicted model, not a curated record. Gene Ontology annotation, biological process: G protein-coupled receptor signaling pathway. Gene Ontology annotation, cellular component: membrane. Bases 1 to 939 code for a protein of 312 amino acids. Gene Ontology annotation, molecular function: G protein-coupled receptor activity; olfactory receptor activity.